This is a messenger RNA of Homo sapiens (human), 3573 nucleotides long. It is a transcript of the gene NEK8, whose product is annotated as NIMA related kinase 8. Gene Ontology annotation, molecular function: protein serine/threonine kinase activity; ATP binding; protein serine kinase activity. Lineage: Eukaryota; Metazoa; Chordata; Mammalia; Primates; Hominidae. The transcript has 15 exons. The record is from RefSeq and is marked reviewed. Gene Ontology annotation, biological process: animal organ development. Bases 27 to 2105 code for a protein of 692 amino acids. Gene Ontology annotation, cellular component: ciliary base; ciliary inversin compartment; cytoskeleton.
ACGGAAGUGAAACUCUAAGAAAUGAGAUGGAGAAGUACGAGCGGAUCCGAGUGGUGGGGAGAGGUGCCUUCGGGAUUGUGCACCUGUGCCUGCGAAAGGCUGACCAGAAGCUGGUGAUCAUCAAGCAGAUUCCAGUGGAACAGAUGACCAAGGAAGAGCGGCAGGCAGCCCAGAAUGAGUGCCAGGUCCUCAAGCUGCUCAACCACCCCAAUGUCAUUGAGUACUACGAGAACUUCCUGGAAGACAAAGCCCUUAUGAUCGCCAUGGAAUAUGCACCAGGCGGCACUCUGGCUGAGUUCAUCCAAAAGCGCUGUAAUUCCCUGCUGGAGGAGGAGACCAUCCUGCACUUCUUCGUGCAGAUCCUGCUUGCACUGCAUCAUGUGCACACCCACCUCAUCCUGCACCGAGACCUCAAGACCCAGAACAUCCUGCUUGACAAACACCGCAUGGUCGUCAAGAUCGGUGAUUUCGGCAUCUCCAAGAUCCUUAGCAGCAAGAGCAAGGCCUACACGGUGGUGGGUACCCCAUGCUAUAUCUCCCCUGAGCUGUGUGAGGGCAAGCCCUACAACCAGAAGAGUGACAUCUGGGCCCUGGGCUGUGUCCUCUACGAGCUGGCCAGCCUCAAGAGGGCUUUCGAGGCUGCGAACUUGCCAGCACUGGUGCUGAAGAUCAUGAGUGGCACCUUUGCACCUAUCUCUGACCGGUACAGCCCUGAGCUUCGCCAGCUGGUCCUGAGUCUACUCAGCCUGGAGCCUGCCCAGCGGCCACCACUCAGCCACAUCAUGGCACAGCCCCUCUGCAUCCGUGCCCUCCUCAACCUCCACACCGACGUGGGCAGUGUCCGCAUGCGGAGGGCAGAGAAGUCCGUGGCCCCCAGCAACACAGGGAGCAGGACCACCAGUGUCCGCUGCAGAGGUAUCCCCCGGGGACCUGUGAGGCCAGCCAUCCCACCACCACUGUCGUCAGUGUAUGCCUGGGGUGGUGGGCUGGGCACCCCCCUGCGGCUGCCAAUGCUCAACACAGAGGUGGUCCAGGUGGCAGCUGGGCGCACGCAGAAAGCCGGCGUCACGCGCUCUGGGCGUCUCAUCCUGUGGGAGGCCCCACCCCUAGGUGCAGGCGGAGGCAGUCUCCUUCCUGGGGCAGUGGAGCAGCCACAGCCCCAGUUCAUCUCGCGUUUCCUGGAGGGCCAGUCGGGUGUGACCAUCAAGCACGUGGCCUGUGGGGACUUCUUCACUGCCUGCCUGACUGACAGAGGCAUCAUCAUGACAUUCGGCAGCGGCAGCAAUGGGUGCCUAGGCCAUGGCAGCCUCACUGACAUCAGCCAGCCCACCAUUGUGGAGGCUUUGCUGGGCUAUGAAAUGGUGCAGGUGGCCUGUGGGGCCUCUCACGUGCUGGCCCUGUCCACUGAGCGAGAACUAUUUGCCUGGGGCCGUGGAGACAGCGGCAGACUGGGGCUAGGCACCAGGGAGUCCCACAGCUGCCCCCAGCAGGUGCCCAUGCCCCCAGGACAGGAAGCUCAGCGAGUUGUAUGUGGUAUCGAUUCCUCCAUGAUCCUCACUGUGCCUGGCCAAGCCCUAGCCUGUGGGAGCAACAGGUUCAACAAGCUGGGCCUGGACCACCUCUCCCUGGGGGAGGAGCCUGUCCCCCACCAGCAAGUGGAGGAGGCCCUGAGCUUCACACUACUAGGCUCUGCACCCCUGGACCAGGAGCCUCUGCUGAGUAUAGACCUGGGCACUGCUCACUCAGCUGCUGUGACUGCCUCGGGUGAUUGCUACACUUUUGGCAGCAAUCAGCACGGACAGUUGGGCACCAAUACUCGCCGAGGCAGUCGGGCACCCUGUAAGGUCCAAGGCCUUGAGGGCAUCAAGAUGGCAAUGGUAGCCUGUGGGGAUGCCUUCACUGUAGCUAUUGGGGCAGAGAGCGAAGUGUACUCUUGGGGCAAAGGGGCGCGAGGUCGAUUGGGAAGGAGGGAUGAGGAUGCCGGACUCCCUCGGCCAGUGCAGUUGGAUGAGACACACCCUUACACGGUGACUUCCGUGUCCUGUUGCCAUGGAAACACCCUCCUGGCUGUUCGAUCGGUCACAGAUGAGCCGGUCCCCCCCUGAGGCACCCGGAUUCACCUCUGGACCACCCUGAUAUUGCUUCUCCUCUGAAUGCUCUGAAAAGUGCAGGUGCCCAAGGCAUGACUUGCAGCUGUCUCCUGGAUUGUGUCAUCAUGGGGUAUCAGGGCUGGCAAAACCCCUGCUCUGCUUUUGGCCUUGGAUAUGGAAACCUCAACCACUUUGUUCUCCUACCACCUCUUUGCCCUUCCUACCCCUUCCUCCCUUCAGUCAGUGUCCCCAGGGUCCAGCCUGGCUAGAGUUAGAAGGCAGACCUAGCCUUUGGAAGCAGGGUGGCCUCCAGAGCCUUGCCAUAAAAAGGCUGAAGGCAGCCGGGCGCAGUGGCUCACGCCUGUAAUCCCAGCACUUUGGGAGGCUGAGGCGGGCGGAUCACGAGGUCAGGAGAUCGAGACCAUCCUGGCUAACGUGGUGAAACCCCAUCUCUACUAAAAAUACAAAAAAAUUAGCUGGGCGUGGUGGCACGCGCCUGUAGUCCCAGCUGCUCAGGAGGCUGAGGCAGGAGAAUGGCGUAAACCCCUCCAGCCUGGGCGACAGAACCAGACUCCGUCUCAAAAAAAAAAAAAAAACAAAAAAGGCUGAAGGCAGCUGUAGCUCCACACAGACCCUACCCUUUCCCCUAGCCCAGUUAGAAAAUAAGUCUGGGCCGGCGGCGGUGGCUCACACCUGCAUAGGCAGUGCUUUGGCCAGGAGGAUCCCUUGAUCCCUUGUGGCCAGGAGUUGGGAGACCAGCCUGGGGACCAUAGCGAGACCGCUGUCUCCACCAAAAAAAAAAAAAAAGAAGAAAAUAAGGCUGGGUGCGGUGGCUCACGCCUGUAAUUCCAGCACUUUGGGAGGCCAAGGCGGGCGGAUCACUUGAGGUCAGUAGACUGAGGCCAGCCUGGCCAACAUGGUGAAACCCCGUCUCUACUAAAAAUACAAAAAUUAACCAGGCAUGGUGACGGGCGCCUGUAAUCCCAGCUACUCUGGAGGCUAAGGCAAGAGAAUCCCUUGAACCCGGGAGGUGAAGUUUGCAGUGAGCCGAGAUCGCACCACUGCACUCCAGCCUGGAUGACAGAGCAAGUCUCCCUCUCAAAAAAAAAAAAAAAAAAAAAAAAAAAAAAGUAUUUGGUGCUUACCGGGACUCUAUCUCCAUACUUUGGAGCAGGGCAAGCCAGGGCCUGCCUGGACUGGCCAUUAGGCCUGCCUAGCUUCUGCAUAGCCCGGGGCUGGGCGGUCCCCGGGAGUGCUGCCACCUCCCCUACACUUUCAUCCUGAGGCAGGAUUUGCUAGACGUCGGCUUGCCUCUCUUCCCCAGCAGGAGGGCAGGAGUCACUAAGUGCUGCAGAAAAGAUCCGCGCUGGAGAUUGCCCGUCCCCCCCAUGCCUUUCCCCAGAAACAGUUGAGAGAAUGGGUAGCUGGUGGGACCAGACCGGUUUCCCAGAGGACAGGAAGGCCAAUAAAAAUAUCAGCUGCC